UUCACCACCACUUUCACCUUCUUGCCGCACGCGCGAUGCGCGCCUCUUUCUGACCACUGCAUACCACCGAUUGCGAUGUAUGCAGUUGCAACUACGUGCAGUCGGUAGUGUAUGUUGGCGCCAAUCGCUCCUCACUCGACGGACUUCACCCGGAGCCAUCUCGAGCGCGCCCGCGAAGCGAUUAAAGACUGGCACGCGCACUCUUCUAAAGACCCUGCGCGACCAUGUCGUCCAACUCAUAUAAUCCCUACAACUACCCAUACCACCAAAGCGCACCUCAGCAACAAUACUCGACAUACCAGACCGCUCCCGCGACCAAUAACCCACCGCAGGCAUCGUCGCGCCAGUACCAGCAGCCGUCAAGUCAAGCAACCGACUACGGCUUUUACCAAGCACCCUCGUACAGCUCACAUGGGACUGGCUAUGAUGGACCGCAAGAUAGAUCUGGCACUUGGAACGGUACCAACUAUGGAGCGAAUCGUGAGACAACCAGCCGUGCCGCCGAAGUGCUUCAUAACAUGAGCAACACAGCAUAUACAGCCAAUCCUACGCCGGCCCAGCCCAGCUUUCCUGCUAUCAACAACACGCCUGCCUCGCGAUACACUCCUACCAAUGAUCGGCCGCAAGCUCGACCUCCAAGCGUCAAUACCAACCGCGCUCAAGCCUCAACAAUUCGCGGCAAUGUCUCCCCCGUAGUGCCGCCAGCCAAUUCAACCCAUAGAACAUCCAAGCAAUAUAGCCAGACUCAGUUCAAUCAACCUCAGCGGACCGCAAGCCCUGCGCAGUACAAAGCAACCAACACCCAAUAUAGCGCCGAUCAUGCUCAUAGACAACUGCCUAAGCCGGGGAUAUCACGUACAUCCUACGGUUUUGCUGACCCACAAAUCACCACGCCUACAUCCCAAACGAGUACUAGUGCACCGGAUCCGAUUUCCCAGACAACUACCACCGUAGAUCCUAUGGCGGUCUAUGACCCUUGGCCGGAGUAUCAGCGCAAGGCAGAAGCUCAAAGGGCACAGAAAGCUGUUGAAGAUGCUGCACGACUGGAAGAGGAAAAAAAGGUUGAACAGAAGCGGAAAGAGGAAGAAGAACGGCAGCGCAGAGAAGAGGAAGAUAAAGAACGAAAUCGAAAAGACGAAGAAAAUGCACGCUUGGCGCAAAUGAACUCGGCACAGCAGGAUAGCAGCACGCCCCUGCAGACUGCAUCCGAAACAUCCAGCAAUGCAAUGGAGGAGGAAAUAAGAGCGCUGAUGUCAAGAAUGCGGGAGUUCAAUAGUAAGGAUCCUGCUCUACUGGCGCGUAUUUGGGAGGAGGAACGUAGGGCGAAAGCUCCGAAAUCACCAAAUGUUCAGAAUAAACCCGCGCCUCAAGCAGUGCCUACAAAGUCACAAACACCUGUGGCAGCGAUCCCGCGGCAAAGUACAGCUUCCAAGGAGACCACUUUGGCCAAAGGCACGAAGCCCUCAAAAUCGGCCAAGGCAGCAAAAGUCGCGAAAGCGAUCUCAGUCCCGACGCCGGCAACACCCCAACCACAACCACAACCAACGGCGAGGCCCGCAGCAAACCACACAAAAGGAAGCACAGUUUGGCCACCAGAAAAGAAGACACACCUGGCUAGUGCAGCAGCAUCAUACCUUUCCUCGCAUAACCCUACCAGGCCCGUAGAAGCAAACGAAGUCCUUCUCCUACUAGACAGGAACCCGUCCUAUAUUGAGCUAUGUGAACAACUUGAACAGAUGGGAAUUAUCCUAGAGCGAGCCGCAUUCGCGAAAACUUUGCUUCAGGCUGUGCCAGACGUCAAUUCGGGCUCUCGACCAAAGCCUGGACCUGCUGGGCCAGUGAAUGGAGCCCACAACGUGCAAGUGGCAACCCCUGCAGUCAUCAAAGGCGCCCAAACGCCAACGACGCCCUUGAGUCGUCCUCAGGCAGAAACACCAGGCGGGGGGAUUGUUCAAUAUCCGCCAUUUCCUAUCAACAAUGCCCCAGUUGCCGAGAUGAUUCCAAUCAGGUCGGAGCAUAGACAGCCCGCCACCAAGGAAGAAGCUGCCCGAAAGCGAACAUUUAAUGAUCUGAUUGAUUUGACGAUGCCAGAAGACGAAGAUGAACCAGCCUUCAAGAAGUCUAAUCUAGGAGGCACAUCUCACUUGUCUUCCUCAACACCUAUGAUGCAGUCGCAGUCGCAUGAAGGAUCCCCUGCCAACUUCCCACUUCCAUCACAACCUGUGCCGCGACCUGUACACGACCUACCGCCGCCUUCCUCAGACCUCCGACACGAUGUAGUUGUACAGUACUUGGACCGUAAGAAUGCUCUGCGCCGGAACACUUAUAACAUCAAAACCAUUGCCCGGGAUAUAUUGCUCGCGUGCGGAAGACAUCCGGAGACGAGGCAACUAAACCAGCAUCUUGAUAUAUUGAAGACAACGCUUCCGCAGGUCACGAACGACGCUGAUUUAAGUACGCUCAACUGGGAGGCCAUCGACCCAGGCAGACCGCCUGUUGGAUACUUUAAAGAGGAUGUCAUGGAUCUUACCGGCGAUGCUGACGAUGAAGAUGAAUCGGACGAGGAAGAUACUCAGCGUCGAGUCCAGAAACCGCAAGAUUCCGGUGUUGGCACGGACCAGCAACGGACCCAGACAUCGGUUGAGGCAAUCAACCCAUUUAAGCUUAAGCGGCGCGGUCGGCCCCCGCGGUCAUCGCUACCUGCUGGGAAUCCAACCCCAUACACACCCAAGCAAAAAUCAAUGUCAAGUCACGUAGCGGCAAGCGCACCCCAGCCGAGCAAAUCUGCAGCUAGUGUAGGCUACAGCGCUUUCCGCUCUGCGACCCAAUACGAUGCAGACGGUAAUCCCUUGCCCAAGAAGAGAGGCCGCCCCGUAGGCUGGCGCAAAAAUAUCCAUGGUUCAGCAGCCGCACAAUCGCAGGUCAAUCCCAACGGCAACACAGGACUGCGAGAUUUCGUAGGCACCGGGCAGAAUCCUAUCACCGUUCAAUCCCGUUCCCCAAGCAUGGCCCCGAGAUACACAUCGUUCAAGUGCAAGUGGGAGGGCUGCUCUGCUGAGCUUCACAACCUCGAAACGCUUCGGAAGCACGUCUUCAAACUCCAUAGAAAAGAGACGUCCGAUGGUAUGCUAGAGUGUUUGUGGAGUGACUGCAGGAAAGACACGAGAGUCGACUUGCUAAGCAACGUUAACAUCGAAAGUUCUAAAUCGUUUGCUAGCGAGAAGGAGUGGCAGGAGCACCUCGGACAAGCGCACUUCCAGCCCUUAGCCUGGAAACUUGGCGAUGGUCAGGCCAGUGGUGUUUCUGAUACGAAUGACUCUGAAGCGUAUUUGAGCGACGCUCAAGGCCGCAACGUUACGCCUCGUAUCAUUGCUCGCGCCGACUAUCUCACAGACAGCUAUAACAGUGAUGACCCUGAACCUGCUCAGCGAAAGCGACCCAGGGACUCGCAAGAACAACACGCACGCGAUGCGCAGGACCGAAUGAUCUCCAGAAAGAAACGUGUCGGAGGACCCGGAAUGGACCGCGGGGGUUCAACAUUGGCCAACGAGAAACGUAGACGAGGGUUUCUUGAUGUAACUGAUACGGAGGAAGAGCUCGUUGACGCGGAGUCGUGA
Periconia digitata is the source of this 3617-nucleotide messenger RNA. Lineage: Eukaryota; Fungi; Ascomycota; Dothideomycetes; Pleosporales; Periconiaceae. The record is from the annotation of a GenBank genome assembly.